Bathycoccus prasinos is the source of this 663-nucleotide messenger RNA. RefSeq lists its product with no specific name. The transcript has a single exon. Gene Ontology annotation, cellular component: membrane. Gene Ontology annotation, biological process: chloroplast fission. The record is from RefSeq and is a predicted model, not a curated record. Bases 1 to 663 code for a protein of 220 amino acids. NCBI's taxonomy places the organism in Eukaryota, Viridiplantae, Chlorophyta, Mamiellophyceae, Mamiellales, Bathycoccaceae.
AUGGCGCAGUUAGGGAGAGCGAUUGCCGUCGCAUCAUCCUCGUCGUCGUCGUCGUCAUCGACGUCGUUUCUCUUUAAUCCUCUGAACGAAUUGCGACAAGCCGCUCGGUCUGGUUUCAACUCCGCCAGAAAGAACAUUUCCGAGAACAAAGACGCGAAGAAGGCAAACGCGGUGUUUUGCGCGAGCAUGAGCGCGGCGCAAUAUAAUAGCAAACAUAAUAAUAGAAGAAGUAAUAAUAAUAAGAACACGAUGAACGAAAUCAUGGUUCCCAUCCGAGGAACAAACAAGUUUUUAGGCGCGAUGAUCCCGGGCGAUUCCGCCGUUGAAGUCGUCUUAACCUCCGGGUUGUUCUCCACGUUGAACAUAUACAACACUCUGUUGAUUGGAAGAUUGAUCGUCACGUGGUUUCCAGCUGCACCGCAGCAAAUCGUGUACCCGUUGGCGACUAUCUGCGACCCGUACUUGAACUUGUUCCGAGGCAUCAUUCCGCCGUUGGGCGGAAUCGACCUGUCUCCGAUUCUCGCGUUUACGGCGUUGAACUUCUUCACGAGUACGGCGGCGGCGUUGCCGGCACAAAUUGAUGGCGACGGUAACAUUGUUGGCGUCCCGGAAAAGAAGAAUGUGUUUAAAGGGUUGUUCGCGGAGAAGAAAGAGAAGCGAUAA